UGCCCAAAAUAUCAUGAAGACAUCACUUCUGUUAUCAUCUGUUAAAUUCAUGCAUCAGUGUCUCAGCACUCAAAUCCAUUCAUCACAGACAGAACCAGCUUGUAUCUGGGUCGGAUCUCGUUCCCACCGCAGCCACAAGCUGCUCCACACUUUGUCUGUGGCUGUAAAGACUGAAAAGCUCUGAUUCAACUGGCUCCACCACGCAGGCCUGAAAACACACUCAGUCUCAGCUGCUUGAUUUUAAGUGACUCAGGAGCGGUCGGCUGCAGCUGAGCUGAAGAUGUCCGAUAACGGGGAGGUCGAGGACAAGCCCCCUGCUCCGCCCAUGAGGAACACCAGCACCAUGAUUGGCUCCUGCAACAAGGACCCCGCCCCCCUCAACCACAGCUCCAAGCCCCUCCCACCAAACCCGGAAGACAAGAAGAAGAAAGAUCGCUCGAUCCGCUUCAUCCUGACCGGAGGAGGCGAUAAGACCUAUAAGAAAAAGGAGCGUCCAGAGAUUUCCCUGCCGUCAGACUUUGAACACACCAUCCAUGUGGGCUUCGAUGCUGUCACAGGGGAGUUUACUGGCAUGCCGGAGCAGUGGGCCCGGCUCUUGCAGACAUCCAACAUCACCAAGUUGGAGCAGAAGAAGAAUCCUCAGGCCGUCCUCGACGUUUUAAAGUUCUACGACUCGAAGGAAACGGCCAAUAGCCAGAAAUACAUGAGCUUCACAGAUAAAAAUGCAGAUGCCUACAGUUCCUCCACAACAACGCAGAGCGUCAAAGCCGUGUCAGAGACGCCCGCCAUUGCAACCGUAUCGGAGGACGAGGACGAAGCCGAGCCCCCGCCGGUGAUCGCCCCACGACCAGAGCACACUAAAUCAAUAUACACUCGCUCAGUGAUCGAGCCCCUCCCUCUUCUCCCUCCGACCAAAGAUGCAGCGACCUCCCCCAUCAACCCGCCAGCCGCUGCAGCCGCCGCCCCCCCCACCCCGCCUGCAGAGGGAGCUCCCAUCAGCCCUCCCAGUGCCAGCCCUGCCCCCGGACCUUCCCUGUCCCGCCCCCAGGACAAAACCAGGAAGAAGAAGAUGUCAGACGAGGAGAUUCUGGAGAAACUACGGACGAUUGUAAGUGUUGGAGACCCCAAGAAGAAGUAUACACGGUUUGAGAAGAUCGGACAGGGGGCGUCUGGGACGGUGUACACCGCCAUCGACAUCGCCACGGGACAGGAGGUCGCCAUCAAACAGAUGAACCUGCAGCAGCAGCCGAAGAAAGAACUGAUCAUCAAUGAGAUUCUGGUGAUGAGGGAAAAUAAAAACCCAAACAUUGUCAACUACCUGGACAGUUACCUGGUGGGUGACGAGCUGUGGGUUGUGAUGGAGUACCUGGCCGGAGGUUCGUUGACUGACGUGGUCACGGAGACCUGCAUGGAUGAAGCCCAGAUAGCUGCCGUGUGCAGAGAGUGUCUGCAGGCGUUGGAGUUCCUCCACUUCAACCAGGUCAUCCAUCGAGACAUCAAGAGCGACAACAUCCUGCUCGGCAUGGACGGCUCUGUCAAACUCACUGACUUCGGGUUCUGCGCUCAGAUCACCCCCGAGCAGAGCAAACGCAGCACCAUGGUCGGGACUCCGUACUGGAUGGCUCCCGAGGUCGUGACCCGUAAAGCGUACGGCCCCAAAGUGGACAUCUGGUCGCUGGGCAUCAUGGCCAUAGAGAUGGUGGAGGGAGAGCCGCCCUACCUGAAUGAAAACCCACUCAGGGCGCUGUAUCUCAUCGCAACCAACGGAACGCCAGAGCUGCAGAACCCCGAGAAACUGUCCACGAUAUUCAGAGACUUCCUGAACCGAUGUCUGGAGAUGGACGUGGAGAAGAGAGGGUCGGCUAAAGAGCUGCUGCAGCAUCAGUUUCUGAAGAUGGCGAAGCCCCUCUCCAGUCUGACUCCUCUCAUUCUGGCUGCCAAGGAAGCUGCCAAGAACAACCGCUAGCGAGCCUUGCACUCAUUCAUCGCUCUCUCUCUCUCUCUCUCUCGCUCUCUCUCUCUCUACAUCCCUCCUUCCUUUCUCUUCUUUCGUCUCUUCCUGUUUUUCCGGGAGGUGGCGAUGGCUGCUGGGUUACAUUACCAGCCUUUGCCCCCCUGACCCCCUGCUCCCCUCACAAGGAGAACAAACUUCAGUCGCUUUUGUUCUGUAACUUCUUUUUUCAACUCUCCACUGGACUCGGACAGGAAGUUACAAGCAAGUAACUGAGUGACAUCAUCGGUUGGUCUUUGAUCAACCCCCCCUCAGUCGGUACGAACGACCUCAUACAGGAGAGAGAUUGUUUCAACAGAGCCCAAAGACUCAUGGGACUUUUCGUAUGUUUGUUUUUUUUAAUCAGUGUUUUGGGCUUUUUUUUUCUACCUUGUCUUUAAACGCCACGGAGCACAACAGAAACCAGCGCCCCCUGCUGCCGACUGAGUGUGUGUGUGUGUUAGCACACACAUGCAUGUCUGCGUACAUGCAUGUGUGUGACAUCAUCCUGUCAUUCAUCCUUGGGUUUCAGUGGGACGGAUUUGAUCAUCCUCUAAAAGUGCAUUUGCUGACUUUCAUUUCAUAGUCUUUUUUUAAAUCAAUCUAUCUUUGUGUGUGUGUGUGUGUUUCUGUGUGUGAGUGUGUGUGUGUCACUUGGGAAUGCUAGGAUAUAAGUUGACUGUCAACUUGUGUAGUGUUGGACUCGGAGCAGAGGAGGUUUAGGUCUCUAUCGUGUCUGUAGUGAGAUUUGUGAGCUACAGAAUAUUAAUAUUGAUAUUAAUCAGGAAACACUGGUACGACCGGAGCCAUCGAUGAACUGAGUUUGGACACAAGAGGCAAAGAUUCGACUCGGCCGUGUUUCUUCAGUCGAUCCAUCGAACCAGCAACAUCUUGAUUGGCUCCAAACAUUUAUACUUUUAUUUUUUAGCAUGAAUUUAAUAAUUUACAGUUACUUUUCUAUUGAGUGGAAUUAAAACUGGAAAUUCUUUUACUGAAGGAAACAACUAUCACUGAACUUAUUUCAUCCAGUGGAGGUUAAAUGGAGAAACUGACACACACGUAAAGAUACUUCAUUUUCAUAAUGAACUACUCUACCCAGAAUCCUCUCUGCCAAACUCGCUCCAUCUGCAGCUUGCCGUCGAGACUGAGCGAGAGAAUGUGCAUGUCAAGCUUUUUUAAUACGGUACGUUAAAAAUAGAGAAAGAAAUCCAAUGAGUUGUGAUGAAGUGUCGAUACAUGAAGGAUGCUUGUGUACAAUGGAGAAGAUCAUAUCUUUAUCCUGUUGUCAGAAGAAUGAGACGAACAAAUACUACGAUGGUACUUUUGAGUUCAGACUUGAGGAACCUCUGAACAGAUGGUGUAAAUUUCAUGUGUAAAAAACAUAGGAACUGAUUCAACUUUUUGUUUCAUGGACUUUUUGAAUCGAUCAAUGUUAGAAAACGAGCUCUCUUCUGUUUUUCUUUCCAAUGUUAUUUUCAAACUGAGUUUUUCUACUGGCUGUUAACUGACGGGUCAAAGGUCAAAGGUUAUUCGCUCAGCACAAGAGCGUCGGAUAUAGAAAAAAAUCAUGUGCUGUAAAUAUCUGACUCAGACCUGUUACCUUCAUUUCUGUUCUUUGGUUUGUAUAGUUUUUAUAGUAGUGUUUAUGUAACUGGCCUUAAACUGUUUAAAUGGUGCAGGAAUGACAUCAAUACAACAGACAACAGUGAAUAUUGUCAUCAUCGCUUCAUGGCUCCAACUAAUGAUUAUUUUGAUAAUCGGUUAUUAAUCUGCUCCUAGUUUUCCCUGUCAAGUUUCUGAAAUAUCAAAAAAUGACUAAAUAUGUGUUCUUCAGUUUCCCAGAAUCCAAGCGACACUUCAGAGCUCAAAGAUUUUCACUUUCCAGUGAUGACGAACAAUAAAAGCAGAAAACACUCAA
This is a messenger RNA of Platichthys flesus (European flounder), 3908 nucleotides long. RefSeq names its product p21 protein (Cdc42/Rac)-activated kinase 1 (gene pak1). Gene Ontology annotation, biological process: regulation of actin cytoskeleton organization; regulation of MAPK cascade; intracellular signal transduction. The record is from RefSeq and is a predicted model, not a curated record. The coding region runs from base 281 to 1966 and encodes 561 amino acids. Gene Ontology annotation, cellular component: cytoplasm. Gene Ontology annotation, molecular function: protein serine/threonine kinase activity; ATP binding. The transcript is spliced from 15 exons. NCBI's taxonomy places the organism in Eukaryota, Metazoa, Chordata, Actinopteri, Pleuronectiformes, Pleuronectidae.